UCCCAUUCCUUGACUUGCAAAUUUGACUGGAUUGAUUUCUGCAAUUGGUGCAGCACCUUUGCCGUCAGCAUUUGACUGACAGUAGCUUCCGGAAGUUUAUGCUGUAGUCUUUCCGUGGAAGUGACGUCGCGCUGUCAACAUGUAAGAUGGCGGCUCAUCACAGGCAAAAUGCGGCUGGGCGGAGGAAAGUCCAGGUGUCCUAUGUAAUACGGGAUGAAGUAGAGAAAUACAAUCGCAAUGGGGUGAACGCACUGCAGCUGGACCCCACAUUGAACCGGCUCUUCACUGCUGGCCGAGACUCCAUCAUCAGAAUCUGGAGUGUGAACCAGCACAAGCAAGACCCCUACAUAGCAUCAAUGGAACAUCACACAGACUGGGUCAAUGACAUCGUACUUUGUUGUAAUGGAAAGACGUUAAUAUCCGCUUCAUCAGACACCACUGUCAAAGUCUGGAAUGCACAUAAAGGAUUUUGCAUGUCAACGUUGCGGACACAUAAGGACUAUGUGAAAGCGUUGGCAUAUGCAAAAGAUAAAGAGGUGGUGGCAUCGGCAGGGCUGGACAGACAGAUAUUCCUUUGGGAUGUAAACACCCUCACAGCACUGACUGCCUCAAACAACACAGUCACCACUUCCUCCCUGAGUGGGAACAAGGACUCCAUCUACAGUCUUGCCAUGAAUCAGAUGGGAACAGUAAUUGUUUCUGGGUCCACAGAGAAGGUUCUGCGAGUGUGGGACCCACGGACCUGUGCAAAGCUAAUGAAGCUGAAAGGACACACAGACAAUGUAAAGUCUUUGUUAUUAAACAGAGAUGGAACACAGUGUUUAUCAGGCAGCUCCGAUGGGACAAUCCGCUUGUGGUCCCUGGGCCAGCAGAGAUGUAUAGCCACGUACCGAGUCCACGAUGAAGGGGUCUGGGCUCUGCAGGUCAACGAGGCCUUCACCCACGUUUACUCGGGAGGACGGGACAGGAAGAUCUACUGCACAGACCUGCGCAAUCCAGACAUCAGGGUGCUCAUCUGUGAGGAAAAGGCAUCGGUUCUGAAGAUGGAACUGGACAGAUCUGCGGACCCCCCUCCAGCUAUCUGGGUGUCCACCACAAAGUCCUCCGUAAACAAAUGGUCCCUGAAAGGUAUUCACAAUUUCCGAGCAUCUGGUGAAUAUGACAAUGACUGUAGCGCUCCCCUGACACCACUGUGCACACAACCUGAACAAGUGAUCAAAGGGGGAGCUAGUAUUAUUCAGUGCCACAUCCUGAAUGAUAAGAGACACAUACUUACCAAAGACACCAACAACAAUGUGGCAUAUUGGGAUGUACUUAAGGCCUGCAAGGGAGAAGAUCUGGGAAAGAUAGAAUUUGAUGAAGAAAUUAAAAAACAGUUCAAAAUGGUGUAUGUGCCAAACUGGUUCUCAGUAGACCUGAAAACUGGGAUGCUGACAAUCACUUUGGAUGAGAGCGACUGUUUUGCUGCCUGGGUGUCUGCUAAGGAUGCUGGGUUUACCAGUCCAGAUGGUUCAGAUCCCAAACUAAACCUGGGCGGGCUGUUGCUUCAAGCUUUGUUGGAAUACUGGCCAAGAACACAUAUCAACCAAGCGGAUGAAGAAGAAAAUGAAAUAAACCACGUUAACGGUGAACAGGAACCCCGAAUACAGAAAGGAAAUGGGUAUUUCCAGGUGCCGCCCCACACGCCGGUCAUCUUUGGUGAAGCAGGGGGGAGGACUCUGUUCAGAUUACUGUGUCGAGAUUCAGGGGGUGAAACAGAGUCCAUGCUUCUCAACGAGACUGUUCCACAGUGGGUUAUUGACAUCACUGUGGAUAAAAACAUGCCUAAAUUCAACAAAAUCCCUUUCUACCUCCAACCUCAUUCCUCUUCAGGGGCGAAGACAUUAAAAAAGGAUCGACUAUCGGCUAGCGACAUGCUGCAGGUCAGGAAGGUGAUGGAACACGUGUACGAGAAGAUUAUCAACCUGGACAACGAGUCCCAGAUAACCAGCGCCUCCAAUAAUGAAAAGCCUGGAGAGCAGGAGAAGGAGGAGGACAUUGCCGUGCUGGCAGAGGAGAAGAUUGAGCUGCUGUGUCAGGACCAGGUUUUGGAUCCGAACAUGGACUUGAGAACAGUGAAGCAUUUCAUCUGGAAGAGUGGCGGAGACCUGACCCUCCAUUACCGACAGAAAUCUACGUGAAUCAGGGAGGGCCAGGAGUUCCAACACCUGCUCAUCCCCAUCAGCCACCACCAGCCUGUACUGUUAAUUAGCGUAGCGGUUCCCAGAGUAGCACCGUAGAAGCCCCACACAACCCUGUGUUAGCUGUGUGCUUCAAUGAGCAGCCCUCUACAGACCAGUUCUAACUGUAUCAAAAAGAGGAAGUCCCUUCAUGCUGUAACAUAGGAACAUUACAGAGUAUAUAAUGACAUUUGAAAUCACUGUUGUCUGAAUCAUAAGGACAGAGAAAAUAAGAGGGGGGGGUUGUGCUGUGUACAGUGGAUGGAUUAAAAAAUUAAUAUCCAGGAAAACCCUUUUUUUCUUUUUGAAUUCCUAGUUGUCUGUCUUGUUUAGAAGGAUAGAGAGCCUGAUUUUACUAAUAUUGUUUGCAAGGCUCCAUUUUCGUCGCUUGUAUACAUCAGCGUUCGCGUUGUGAUUGAUCGGUAAGCGCACACUUUCGUGUUUCGUUCUGGUUUUUGCAGUACAUUCCAGAAGGCAGUACUUGUUUCUAACAUUGUGUUCCUCACCCUGUUUUUGUCUUUUCAUAUUUGUGAGCGAAUGAAGAAUGUGGACAUUCAGUAACAGGAAAAAGAAAACAAUCCUGGCACGUUCUUUUAUUGUAUACAAGUAACGAUGGGCAGUGACCUGGCAUGUAUCGCACCACCUCAUCAUUACUAUUGAAAUGCAUUUAUUCACUGUAGCAAGAACCGUAAAACAACCCCUUAAGCGCUGUAGACGGGGAGGGAACCGGACCUUCUUCGAACACACAACUUCUAUGGCUUGCACUUUCUUUUAGAAGAUAAAGCGCCACAUAGACCUGUUUUCUUUUUGUAAAUGAUCUGUACCGAGGAACACAUGAAAACCAAACAUUUUUUCUUUUUUUUGAGACAAAUACAAGUAAAGUUUAUUAUUUUCAAUAAAUCAUUUGACUUUAUUAUAAUUUGUGACUUUCUUUUGUAGUUUUCUGAGCACACUCCAAUAUGCAUUCUUCUUAUUAUUUUUCAAAUCUCUAUCUAUCUAUAUAUAUAUUAUAGCAGGAUUGCAAGUGAUUUUCUUCGUGGUGAGAAUGCUGAUUCCCACUCAGUCUGCUCUGGUAGCUCUUCGUGUAGAAAACAUGUUGCCCUUGUUAUUACCCAUCUGCAUUAGGGGGAGCUUGUCCAUUAUUUUAUUUUGCAUCUUUUGGAAAGCGAAACUGUCAUUGGCAAAAAUGAAGAGCUCAGUUUGUGUUUUUUGUUUAUGAAUUAAAGCAAUACCAUUUUAACUGCACUUUGCAAAUUUAAAAGUCGGAUGACAAUGAAAGUUAUUGAACUGCAGAAUAUAAUAGAUUAAAGCAAAUAUAGUAUAUUUCAACUUAAAGAAAAGUUAUUUUCCUUUGUUUUUUGUCCAAAAUAAAUAAGAAGCACCUGUUGUUGUACAAGCUGUAUAUGAAGUUGAAAUCUAUGAGGAAUAUAUAAAGCUGCCAUAUCUACAACCCCUGUAUUAUUUCUGCUCCCCGUGUUGAUUGUAACUAUAUCUGUAGUAUAUUUUGGUUUAAUAUCUGCUAAAUAAAUUGACCAAUAUGUUUGCUUUUACAUUUA
Messenger RNA from Acipenser ruthenus (sterlet), 3775 nucleotides. RefSeq names its product WD repeat-containing protein 48. Gene Ontology annotation, biological process: double-strand break repair via homologous recombination; protein deubiquitination. Gene Ontology annotation, molecular function: ubiquitin binding. The coding region runs from base 147 to 2180 and encodes 677 amino acids. The transcript has 19 exons. NCBI's taxonomy places the organism in Eukaryota, Metazoa, Chordata, Actinopteri, Acipenseriformes, Acipenseridae. The record is from RefSeq and is a predicted model, not a curated record.